Molecule: messenger RNA, 1866 nt
Organism: Cladocopium goreaui
Lineage: Eukaryota; Dinophyceae; Suessiales; Symbiodiniaceae
Source: the annotation of a GenBank genome assembly
CGGGCAGAUGUGGCGAUCGUGGGUGCAGGGCCUUCAGGCUUAGCAGCAUGCAAGGCGGCCUUGGAGGAGGGGUUGAAACCCGUGGUCUUGGAGAGGCAGAAGGCAGUGGGUGGUCUUUGGACUGUUGAGGGCAAAGUGUGGAAUUCCCUUCGCACGAAUCUUUCGAAGUACACUGUGGCCUUCUCGGACUUCCCGUGGCCCAAAGACUUUUCUGCGGUUUUCCCGAAGGCUACAGAAGUGCAAAGGUACCUGGCAGGCUAUGCGGAAAGACAUCAGCUCUGGCCCCACGUCUGCAGCGGCUGCACCGUGACGUCCCUGGAGCCCGUCGAAGGCGCCUGGCGCCUGCGGGUGGAGACCGAGGAAGGUCAGGAGGAGCUGCUGGCGAGCUUCGUCAUCGUGGCCACAGGUAUAUUCUCUACACCAAACAUGUCCUUGCCUGGGCUGGAGACGUUUCCAGGCCCGGUGCUCCACAGUUCCUCCUACCGUUCUCCCCGCUGUUUGCCGUGCGGUCGCCUGCUGGUGGUGGGCUGCGCCUUCAGCGGCGCCGACGUGGCGGCCGAGCUGGGCGCGGAGCCGGAGCGACGGGUCACGGUGGCGGCGGGGCAGACGCCGUUGUGGUUCGUGCCGAGGUACCUCAAUGGGAAACCAUCUGACCUGCUCUUCUACUCGCGAGCGGCCCACUGGCGCUCGAAGAGACACUCGGAGGAGGAGCGGAACCACUGGCGUCACCGCUUUCUGGGCUCAGCGUUGGGACGGCUGCCGCCUCCCUUGGUGACCCCGCAGGAGGGUCCGGAGCCACCGUUCCUCUGCAUUUCCGACGACUUCGUCCAAGCCGUGAAGUCGGGUCAGGUGGAACUACGCACCUUACGAGUGCAGGAGGUCAGGGGACGUCUGGUCAUCUUCAGCGAUGGAUCGCAAGAAGAGUUUGAUCAGCUGCUGUUGGCGACCGGAUACCGUUUAGAUCUACCCUUUCUGCCUGACAAAGUUCGAAAAUUUCUGCAGUUGGAGACGGAAGACCAGCUGCAGCCACUGAUCUUGGCACAUGGCGUUUGGCAUCCCAAGAUCCCUCAGAUGGCUUUUGUUGGUCUCUACCGUGGUCCCUUCUUUGCCGCCCUGGAACUGCAAGGCCGCUGGGCCUGUGGCGUCUUCUCUGGCCGCUUGCCGCAGCUGAGCCAGGAGGAAAUGGAGGAGGCUCUACAGAAGCAGAUGGAGAUUCGAUUGCAUCAACCUCGACCACAGUUCCCCCACGACUACGUGGCAAUGACCGAGCAGUUGGCAAGUUUUGUUGGUGUUCAUCCGACUGAAAUCUUGGAGGACGCCUCCCAUCCAUUGCACCGGAGCCUGGUGGAUGGUCCUUUCCUACCUUUCCACUUUCGCUUGAAAGGCUUUCAGGCCAAGCCGGAGAUCGCAGCAGCUGCCAUUGCGGAAUGCUUGGAAGCCUAUCCACUGGAUUCCGCCAAUGAAGCGUUGCCAAAGGAAAAAGUGGUGGGCAUUUUUAAGGAGGAUACCGAGCCGUUGCUCACCCGUACUCCGGGUGUCGCGGGAACAGCUCGGAAGCACCACAAGCCACAUCAGGCGGUGGCCUUGGAACAGGAUGUUUUAGUGGAGGUCCUUCUGAUGUCGCGCUGCGAUGCGCUGCUGUCCACGUAUAGCAAUGUGAGCGUGGCGGCCAUCUAUUUCUCUCAGCCGGGCUAUCGUUUCUUCCUCUUUGGAGACACAGCUCCAGGCGAUGGCUGUGAGGUCUGUGGGAACAUGGCCCAGUUCUGCUGUUCCAGAUGCAAAGUCGUCUUCUACUGCAGCACGGAGUGUCAGCGAAGAGCCUGGAAGAAGCACAAGUUGCGCGGCAGAACAGCGAGGGCAAGGUAA